AUGUAUCUGAUUAUCCUGACUGCGCUGAUCGGGUGCACCAUCACCCAGGCUAUCUACCGGCUCUAUUUCCACCCACUACACACGUUUCCAGGCCCGAAAAUAGCAGCAGCAACGUUUCUAUACCAAUUCUUCUAUGACGCAGUCCUUGGGGGCCGGUAUAUUUGGGAAGUUGAGAAAAUGCAUGAGAAAUAUGGCCCUAUUGUGCGCAUCAACCCCCGCGACCUGCACAUCAAAGACUCACACUACUUUGACACCAUCUACCGCAUCCCUAAGCAGGAGAAGGAUGCCCCCUCAGCGGCUAUCUUCAUGUCACCAUACUCAAUGAUCUCCACCAUUUCUCAUAAUCAGCACCGCACCCGACGGGCGAUGCUUAAUAACUUCUUCUCUAAGCAGGCAGUCGUCAAGCUAGAGCCUCGUAUCCAGGCCCAGGUGAACAAGCUCAUAGAACGGCUCGAGAUAGCAUCCCGUCAACCAGGAAACACACCGGUGCGUGUCCACGACGCCUUUGCAGACCUCACCAUCGACGUGAUCACAGAGUACACAUAUGGCGAGAGCAUGGGCUGUCUCGAUGACCCGGACGAGACCAACAGCAUGAGCGAGGCUGUUGAGGGGUUCGGCGUGCUUGUCCAUCUCAUGUGGUUUCUCCCAGGUCUUGUGAAGUUGUUCCGGGCCACCCCGUUGUCGGUUAUUGAGCGAUUUCAGCCUAAGGCAGCCAAACUAUUUGGCGUGAAGCGCAUGAUCAGCAACAGGUCCAUUGCUAUCCUGCAGAAGAAGACGCCUGGUGAUGAUUCUAAUGAAGAUAAGCCACCGCAGACUGUUUUUGAAGCCCUAACUGCUCCCUCUGUUCCUGCCGAAGAGAAAACCCUACCCCGGCUAGAGGAUGAGUCGUUUGUUGUCUUGAUUGCUGGGAUGGGCACCACAAUGAAGGUUCUGACGCUAGGAGCAUUGCAUCUCGCCCAUAAUAAGGCUCUAGCUAGAACCCUGCGCGAGGAGCUUAGGCAGGUAAUGCCCGAGCCAAGCAGCAGGCCGUCUUGUGCCCAGCUUGAGAAGCUACCAUAUCUAACUGGCGUCAUUAAUGAGUCUCUUCGCCUCUCUCAUCCGCUCCUCUUUCGCAUGGCGCGAGUGUCGCCAGUUGACCCGCUAGUCUAUGGCAAAUACGUGAUUCCCCCGGGGACGCCUAUCAGUGAAUCUUCAUAUUUUGUGCACAUGGACCCCUCUCUCUUCCCCGACCCAGACUCAUUCGAUCCAGACCGCUGGAUUCGUGCCUCAGAACAGGGUUUUUCCCUGACUAGUUUCCUGGUUCCCUUCUCCAAGGGCAGUCGACAGUGUCUAGGCAUUAAGUGGGUUCAUUCCGAAACCCUAUAUGAGAAUAAAUGCUUAUCAUAUAGUCUCGCAUAUGCUGAGUUGUAUCUCACAUUUGCGGCUGUGUUUCGCCGGUUCGACCUCGACCUGGUUGAGACCUCAAUUGGAGACCUGCGCAUCACUCGCGAUCUGGGGGGUGGAUUUCCAGAGAACAAGAAGUUUCAAGUGUUUGCAAGUGUGAGGGAGGUAUCAUAG
Penicilliopsis zonata CBS 506.65 is the source of this 1557-nucleotide messenger RNA. RefSeq lists its product as hypothetical. Bases 1 to 1557 code for a protein of 518 amino acids. The record is from RefSeq and is a predicted model, not a curated record. The transcript has 4 exons. Lineage: Eukaryota; Fungi; Ascomycota; Eurotiomycetes; Eurotiales; Aspergillaceae. Gene Ontology annotation, molecular function: iron ion binding; heme binding; monooxygenase activity.